Cajanus cajan (pigeon pea) is the source of this 846-nucleotide messenger RNA. Lineage: Eukaryota; Viridiplantae; Streptophyta; Magnoliopsida; Fabales; Fabaceae. The record is from RefSeq and is a predicted model, not a curated record.
AUGGCAAAUAAUGUCCGUGCACCUUUCCUUUUUGCAGCACCACUAUCAUUGUCACCACCAACAACACCACCACCACCACCAUCACCGCCAUUAACACCUACCCUUGACACCUCUAGUGAUUUAGAUGAAUAUCCUGAAGAAUCUAAUAAGCAAGUUCAACCACAACCUACCAUGGUUGCACUUGAUAAGAGGCCCAAGGGGAGGCCAUCUGGCUCAAAGAAUAAGCCCAAAUCAGCCAUGGACAUGUUCAAACCCAUAAUCUUGAUAAUUUCAACUGGCAUGAACAUUAUCGAUGCCAUCAUCGACUUUAGUCACAAGAAGGAUGUCAGCAUCGCUGUGCACCAUGCUUCGGGUGCCAUAUCUGAGGUUAACAUUUUCAACCCUUUACCCCCUUCUAAUUGUUGGUCCUUUCAAGGAAACUUGCAUAUGUUUUAUCUCUCAGGCUUUUAUACCAAAAGCAUUUCACCUUUUCCCCCUAACAACGUUCCUUAUUCCUCCUUUAACAUUCAAUUCUCAAUGGAUUGGGUCCACCAAACCUUUGGUGGCCUUGUCGGACGCAAGUUGAUUGCUGCGGAACCUGUGCAUGUCUUUGCUUCUAUCUUCAAGGAGAACGAGUGUGAAGGGGUGGUGAAUCCUAUCGCAAAUCCAAAUGUUCAAUCUGUUAUGAUGAGUACUCAUGUUACCCAUUGUGUUGCUGAUGCUUUUGUUGCCAACACUGACAACACAGUCUAUCACCCUAGUUUCUCUAUUGGAGCUUCAACCUCAUCAUCUUCAAUGAAUGACCAACCUCUUGAUGCUUCUCCUGGAGAUGUGAACAUGCUUUAUUGGAACGACCCCACCAACUAG